UUCCUCCGGCGGCCGAAAGAAAGGUUCCACAACCCGGAAGACAACAAGACCACGUUGUUUCCGAAUCAAAACGUGUUGCGAACAGCAGAGUAACGUUACUGAGAGUAGCAGACUGCCGAGAGAACAGCUUUGUAGCCUUAACUACUCGAACGUGUGAUAGUCUACCCAGCAACGGGAUGGAGGCCCAACCAGAGGAGACGGCUUUGGUACCGGAGGUUCUUCAGAGCUCAGCAGAGACACACGGAGAGGAACUGAACAACGGUACCAGUACCAGCACAGCUGAGACAGAACCUCAGGGACUGACCUCCGGGACCUCAGACAGCCGUUUACUGGGAGAGUUAACGGGAGGAGCAGAGGAGAUGGAGGUUACAGAGAAUCUCAGCUCUGUCUCGGGCUCCGAGCUGGGAGAUGGAACCACACACCUUCCCCAGGACCUCUCCCAGGACCUCCCCCAGGACCUCUCCCAGGACCUCCCCCAGGACCCCUCUCAGGACCUCCCCCAGGACCCCUCUCAGGACCUCCCCCAGGGUCUCCCCCAGGACCUCUCUCAGGGCCUCUCCCAGGACCUCUCUCAGGGCCUCUCCCAGGACCUCCCCCAGGACCCCCCCCAGGUACUGCUGACGCUACAGGACGGUGUCAGGGACCAGCAGGACAGCAGCAGCUCCUCCUCAGACAGUGAUUCAGACUCCUCUUCCUCCGGUGUGACGCUGGCUGUUGUGUUAGGUCAGGCAGAUGAAGAUGACGAUGACGACGAAGGCUUCAGUCGGGCAAGGAAACCCUGUUCCAUCAAAACCCUGGAUGAGAUCCUGCCUGAGGCACCCCUGGCCUCUAACCCCUGGCCUCUAACCCUGACCUCUAACUAA
Messenger RNA from Oncorhynchus nerka (sockeye salmon), 863 nucleotides. Its product is annotated as serine-aspartate repeat-containing protein C-like. The transcript has 3 exons. Lineage: Eukaryota; Metazoa; Chordata; Actinopteri; Salmoniformes; Salmonidae. The record is from RefSeq and is a predicted model, not a curated record. Bases 177 to 863 code for a protein of 228 amino acids.